Messenger RNA from Macrosiphum euphorbiae (potato aphid), 471 nucleotides. NCBI's taxonomy places the organism in Eukaryota, Metazoa, Arthropoda, Insecta, Hemiptera, Aphididae. The record is from the annotation of a GenBank genome assembly.
AUGGCCGCUAAGUUGAUCAUCUUCGCCGCAUGCGUGGUUUCAGCCAUCGCUCAAUACCCCGCCCCAGCCUACAAGCCCGCUUACCCCGCCGCUUACCCAGCACCCGCUUACUCAGCACCAAAGGCUUACGCCCCAGAGCCCGCCUACGCCCCGGCCCCAUACAACUUCGAAUACAGCGUAAACGACCCAACCACCUACGACGUCAAGAGCCAAUCCGAAUACGCUGACGGCAACGGUUACGUCAAGGGAUCCUACAGCCUUUUGGAAGCCGACGGUUCCACCCGCGUCGUCGAAUACACCGCCGAUGACUACAACGGUUUCAACGCCGAAGUCAAGAAAAUCGACGGAGGAUACAAGGCCCCAUACAGCGCACCGGCCUACAAGCCCGCCUACCCAGCUGCACCAGCUUACCCAGCACCAGCCUACCCAGCACCGGCCUACAAGCCAGCCCCAUACAAGCCAGCUUAUUAA